UUCCAGCUGUCGUACUCCGAUAAGGACCGUUAUGAGAGGGAGGAGAGGCCUGAUGCUCAGAAACAGAUUCUGGUGGACAUCGCUAAGAGUCUCCCCAUCUUCACUAGAGCUACGUCUGGAGCUAUCAGGUUCUGUGACCGGUGCCAGGUGCUGAAGCCUGACCGUAGUCACCAUUGCUCUGUAUGUGAAACGUGUGUUCUGAAGAUGGAUCAUCACUGUCCGUGGGUGAAUAACUGUGUGGGGUUCUCCAACUACAAGUUCUUCCUCCUCUUCCUGUCCUACUCCAUGGUCUACUGUGUGUUCAUCUCUGCCUCAGUCUUCAGAUUCUUCAUCAACUUCUGGGUGGGGGACCUGCCAAAUGGACCUGCUAAGUUCCACGUUCUCUUCCUGAUGUUUGUGGCUUUGAUGUUCUUGGUCAGUCUCAUGUUCCUGUUGGGUUACCACUGCUGGCUGGUCGUCCAGAACCGGUCCACACUAGAGGCGUUCUCUGCUCCAGUCUUCACCACAGGACCAGACCGUAACGGUUUCAAUGUGGGGGUCAGGAGGAACCUGCAGCAGGUGUUUGGAGACAAUAAGAGACUCUGGUUCCUGCCUCUCUGCACCAGGUGAGACCCUAACCUCUACCUCAUCUAACCUGAC
This is a messenger RNA of Oncorhynchus masou masou (cherry salmon), 639 nucleotides long. Its product is annotated as palmitoyltransferase ZDHHC15B-like. The transcript is spliced from 6 exons. Gene Ontology annotation, molecular function: palmitoyltransferase activity. The annotation marks the transcript as partial. The record is from RefSeq and is a predicted model, not a curated record. Lineage: Eukaryota; Metazoa; Chordata; Actinopteri; Salmoniformes; Salmonidae.